Molecule: messenger RNA, 1566 nt
Organism: Chara braunii
Lineage: Eukaryota; Viridiplantae; Streptophyta; Charophyceae; Charales; Characeae
Source: the annotation of a GenBank genome assembly
GGGUUCCGAAGACGGCCAUCGCCUCCGCCAAACCCUUUACAGGGGACAAGAGGGGCGAACACCUCGACACAUGGUUGAGGAAUCAGUUGCCAGGUGAGGCCAACAUCAAUAUGCACAACUUUCUCUUGUUUAGCAAGAAAGCCCUAGACAUAGAGGCAAAGAUAGGGCAUGGACAUACACCCAUGACGGACGGUAGGAAGAAGGCACUGCCUCCCAACUGGAAGGCGAAAGGCCGCAUAAUGUUCGUCGACAACGAUGGGUCUACCAUCGAGUUAGAAGACGACUUCCAAGAGGGAGUAGGUACAGAGGCAGGCAGCAUAGAAGUUUCAGGGGUGGAACAGUCGCUGCCUCUGUCCAGAAAGGUGUGUCAGAGAGACAAGCCACGUACACAAGCCCCUUUUGGUCUUCUCAAGCCCCUUCCGAUUCCGGAAAGGCCUGGUGAGAGCCUGUCUAUGGAUUUCAUGGACACGCUGGUCACCAACAAGAGUGGAAUGAGAUAUAUCUAUGUCAUUGUGGAUAGGUUUAGUAAGUAUGCUACGUUAGUUGCAAUGCCUGCUACAGCUAGAACCGAGUAUGUGAUCAAACUGUUCAAAGGGAACUGGGUCAGAGACUUUGGACUGCCAAAGUCUAUUGUGUGUGACAGGGAUGUCAGAUUCACCAGUGAUUUGUGGAAGGCUGCAGCUGUAGAACAGGGAGCGCAGCUGCAGCUGACUUCUGGGAACCACCCAGAGGCAAAUGGCCAAGCAGAGCAGCUGAACCGCGCUGUACAACACCUGUUGUGGCAUCACAUUAAGCCCAAUCAGGUGGACUGGGAUGAGAAACUUGCUCUUAUCGCCAGCCUGUACAACAAUGCCGUGCACAGUUCCACUGGGGUAAGUUCUAACAGUCUGCUACUGACUUUCAAGCCUAGACUGUCCCUAGACUUUCUACUACCCGACAACCAGCCAACUGCUAAACCGGGCACACUGGAAUUUGCCUAUCGCUAUGAACAACUGAUGCAGCAGGCAGUAGAACAGAUGCAUAAGGCACAGGCGGCAAUGAUAGAGUCCGAGAACAAACACCGCCGCCCUUCUACAUUUCAGGUAGGGGACAGAGUUUGGGUAAAUUCCUCAGAACUGGGACAGGAGCACGGGAUCUCCCGCAAGAUCAUGCCACAAUACUUUGGACCAUGGGAGGUUCUGGAUGUUGUUGGGGAAGAUCCGGAUGGACCAUCAUAUGUAAUCCGGAUCCCUGGUCAUCUUCGCACUUACCCUGUUUUUCACGCCUCCAAACUUGCACCUUCCGAGGAAACUGAUCAGUUUCCCACACGUCACUCAAUGCUGCCCCCAACCAUGGACGGAGAAGUCGACAUUGACCACAGGGAAAUGCCGGUUCCAAGACCGACAGGCAGGUCCUCCGAAACCGAAGCUGCAGUACCGAGUUCGGUUCAGACAUCAUACUGAUCCAAAGGAGGAUAGGUGGUUCACACGGGAGGAACUAAUGCAGACCGCACCGCAGGUUGUCGCCCACUAUGAGAAGUUGCUGCAGAAAGGAAAGCGCCAGAUUGAAUAAACUCCUCAGAGGACU